AGAUUGCCCAAGGAAGGGCCAAACGCAGGGACCUAAAAAGAAGCCCAUUCCUGUUUUGUCCCUAGAAGAUGAAGAUUAGGGGUGUCAGGGCCAGGAACCCCCCCCCCGAGCCUCGGAUAACCCUUAAAGUGGGGGGACAGCCGGUGACCUUCCUGGUCGAUACGGGAGCUCAACAUUCAGUUUUAACUGAGGCAAAAGGACCCUUGAGCUCUAAAACGUCUUGGGUUCAGGGGGCAACUGGAGGCAAGUUAUAUCGAUGGACAACCGAACGGAAGGUCCACCUGAGCACUGGGCAAGUAACGCAUUCCUUCUUACUGGUCCCAGACGGCCCUUACCCUCUCCUAGGCAGAGACCUUCUUUCAAAAGUAGGGGCCCAGAUACAUUUUCAGCAAAAAGGGGCCACUAUUACUGGCGCAGGAGGGCAGCCCCUCCAGGUACUGACCUUGCGCCUAGAGGAUGAACACCGGCUGCACGAGGACUCUCCACCGUCCGUGCAGCCCCUAGAUUCUGAAUGGCUCACUAACUACCCUCAGGCCUGGGUGGAAACGGCCGGAAUGGGACUAGCUGUAAACCAGCCGCCCAUAAUUAUAAACUUAAAACCCUCGGCCACCCCCAUAUCGAUCCGGCAAUAUUCAAUGAGCAAAGAGGCCAAAAAAGGCAUUCGGCCACAUAUACAGAGACUAUUACAAUUGGGCAUUUUAAUACCUUGCCAGUCGCCCUGGAAUACUCCUCUAUUACCCGUAAAAAAACCCGGCACAGGAGAUUACCGGCCGGUACAAGAUUUACGAGAGGUUAACUGGAGGACAGAGGACAUACAUCCCACGGUGCCGAAUCCCUACAACUUGCUCAGCACCUUACCCCCAAGCCAUGUCUGGUAUACGGUGUUAGAUCUAAAAGAUGCAUUCUUCUGCCUGAGGUUAAGCUCUCAAAGCCAGCCUAUUUUUGCUUUUGAAUGGAAAGAUCCUGAGACGGGAUUCUCAGGACAACUCACUUGGACAAGGCUGCCACAGGGAUUCAAAAACUCCCCUACUUUGUUCGAUGAGGCCUUGCAUCGGGAUUUGGCAGAUUUCCGAGUUGGCCAUCCGGACCUCGUCCUUCUGCAGUACGUGGAUGAUUUGCUCCUGGCGGCUAGGACAGAACAGGAUUGUGUAAAAGAAACCGAGUCCCCCUCCCUAGUAAUGCAUGAUUGCCACCAGAUCCUAGCUGAAGUCCAUGGCACCAGAGGGGACUUGACGGACCAGCCUUUGCCAGAUGCUGAAGCAACCUGGUACACCGAUGGGAGUAGCUUUCUACGAAAUGGCUGGACAGAAGCUUUCCCCACCAAGCAAGAAACCGCCCAGGUGGAUGUCAAGAAAAUCCUGGAAGAAAUUUUCCCCCAGUUUGGACUGCCCAAGGUAAUAGGGUCGGACAACGGCCCCGCCUUCGUCUCCCAGGACAGGCUAAAGGCGCUCCAGAUUACCCAGCACCAGAUCUGGAAGCCCCUUGCGGCUGUCUACCGCCCCGGAGACACAACCGGCCCACACCCGUUCCAGAUCGGGGACUCCGUCUACGUCAGGAGACAUCAGUCCAGGACGCUUGAGCCCCGCUGGAAGGGCCCAUAUACUGUCCUACUGACCACCCCAACCGCCUUAAAGGUAGACGGCAUUGCUGCUUGGGUCCACGCCUCACACGUCCAGCGCGCCCCAUCAACGAGCACCGCUGACGCCAGCCAGGACGGACCGGACGAGCCGCUCCAAUGGAAGCUCCACCGCACCCAAAACCCGCUCAAGAUAAGACUUUCAAAAAUUGUUCAAUGACAGUUGUUAUAUUCCUACCUCUCCUAGCGCUCUUCACCUCCGCCAAAGGUGACCCUCAUGCCCUCAAAAGGUUAACCUGGCAGGUACUAACGUCUGGGGGUGACGAGGUCUGGUCUAUAACUAAGACCGCCCCCGUGGGAACCUGGUGGCCUGACCUAUAUCCUGACCUAUGCAAGCUAACCAUAGGGGCCCCUAGCCCAUGGGACCUAGAGGGAUACUUCGACACCUCUAGAGCCCCUAACCAAGAAAGCCCUCCAGGGCGACUGGGAUUAGACCCAUGGGGAGGAUGUGGCACGCCUGACAGAAGGGCCAUGCCAAGCACUCUUCCCUUUUAUGUCUGUCCCGGGCACCACAGAGAUCGCAGGCUAAAUCCCACCUGUGGAGGAGGGGAAUACCUUCUAUUGUAAAAAUUGGGGGUGCGAAACUACGGGGGAUACAGAAUGGAGGCCCUCCUCCUCCUGGGAUUAUAUCACUGUCAAGGCUAACUAUACUCACCCGACAUUUAGCAAAUGGAAAACCCUUAAUUAUGGGCCCUGCCAAGGGUGGUGUCAUCCCCUACGGAUAUCCUUCACGGAGCCCGGAAAAAGGGCUACUUACUGGGCCAAUGGAUAUACGUGGGGACUCAGGUUAUACAAAGAAAGAACAGAUGAUGGUUUUAUAUUCAGAAUUAAACU
Nyctereutes procyonoides (raccoon dog) is the source of this 2470-nucleotide messenger RNA. RefSeq lists its product as uncharacterized. The coding region runs from base 69 to 1796 and encodes 575 amino acids. Gene Ontology annotation, biological process: proteolysis. The transcript is spliced from 3 exons. The record is from RefSeq and is a predicted model, not a curated record. Gene Ontology annotation, molecular function: aspartic-type endopeptidase activity; nucleic acid binding. Lineage: Eukaryota; Metazoa; Chordata; Mammalia; Carnivora; Canidae.